CUUAAGCCACACGUCCUUAUUUAUAAAAAAAAUAGGACAGCUUACGCAUCCUUAUUUUAAAAAAAAAGGACAACUUAAGAUUUACUGUUCCAUCCGUGCAUCCCUGUGGCUUUGUUAGAAAUAGAAUACAACCAGACGCACUGCCAUUCCCGAACGUCUGCACACAUCUGGAUUUAAGUUUGAAAGACGUUUUAGCCUCUCAGUCAUGAGUCACGUUUGAAUAAACUUCUGGUAAACGCGCCAGCCUCGUCAACUCGAAUUGUUUCUCUGAAAUAGGACAGUAUCUGCUCCAUAUUCAAAAUAUGGAGCAGAUACCCUUGUAAGGGUUUCUCCUCCGAUACCAACACCGUCCAAUGAUUGCUGAAUGGACGGUCACGGGAACGGAAAACUGUGAACGGCGGUUCAUGGUCUCCGGCCACACAGUUCCUGGGCCCUUCGAGGACGCCUCGGGGGGUGCUGGAUACAUUGGUUCACAUGCAGUGCUGCGGCUUCUUGAGGAUGGACAUAGGGUGAUAAUAGUGGAUAACCUUUCAAGGGGCAAUUUGGGUGCAGUCGAAGUGCUCCAGGGUCUUGCCAAGCGAGGACGGGUCCAGUUCAUCAAUGUUGAUCUGGGUGAUGCACCUAGGGUUGCGCGGGUGUUCGCCGACAAUAAGGUUGACAUUGUGAUCCACUUCGCAGCAAUUGCAUAUGUUGGGGAGAGCAUGGCUGAACCUCUUCGCUAUUAUCACAAUAUUACAACCAAUACCCUCAUUCUCCUUGAAGCAAUGAGGGCUGCCGACGUCAACAAGCUGAUAUACUCUAGCACUUGUGCCACCUAUGGUGAACCAGAAACUAUGCCAAUCACUGAGGAAACUCCACAGCGGCCCAUUAAUCCUUACGGAAAGGCAAAGAAGAUGGCAGAGGAUACUAUUAUCGACUACACUAAGUCAAGUUCCGGAAAGAUGGCUGCGAGCAUUUUGAGGUAUUUCAAUGUGAUUGGCUCAGAUCCUGAGUUCAGACUUGGUGAAGCUCCUAGACCUGAACUAAGGCGGCAUGGACGUAUAAGUGGUGCGUGCUUUGAUGCUGCGCUAGGCUAUAUCGAAGGGCUAAAGAUAAUGGGAACAAACUACCCGACGCCGGACGGCACCUGCAUUCGUGACUACAUUCACGUAACUGAUCUUGUGGACGCUCAUAUUGUCGCCAUGAAUAAUCUACGACAGGGAGAGGCUCAAAUCUACAAUGUCGGGACAGGGAAAGGAUAUUCUGUCCGGGAGUUCGUGGAGGCAUGCAAGAAAGUCACUGGCAAGGACAUCAAGGUUGUCGAACAGAAAGAGAAGCGGCCAGGUGAUUACGCUGUUGUGUAUAGUGAUCCUUCGAAGAUCAAAAGAGAAUUAAACUGGACAGCAAAGUAUGUAGAUUUAGAGGAGAGCUUGAAGAUGGCCUGGGCUUGGAGAAGCAAGCAUCCAACCGGAUACAGUGUAGGGGGAGUGGAUGAGAAGCAGGAUAAGUGUUCUGCAUCACACGAUGUCACGGAUGAUGACAGCGAUUAGCAUGGUGAGAGGAAAAGGCUGUUAACGAAGGGGCAGUUGGGAGAAAGCAGGUGAUGGGGAAAGAAGCGCUGUAGCGAUAAGGGCGCUCAGGCGUGGCCACCGCAAUUGUGACUCGAGCCCUUCACCGAAGAGAUGGAUGUAUCGUGUGUUCUCUCCUUGAGGUGGACUGCGUGGCUGCCGGUCAGACGAUGUGAGAGGCUAAACACGGCGCUUCCAGUGAAGUUGCACGCACUGCGCCUUGAGUAAUGGCAGGUAGCGUAACCGUAAUGUCAAUCGCAGGUAUCACGUCGAUGAUCAUUGGGGGAGUUUGUUGCGCAGGUCAGGUGGCCUAGGGCCAGUGCACGGAAGGUUUUCAAUUUUUGCACUGACAGGACUCACAGCAGUGCUUCUGUUGAGGGUAUGUAAAUUGGUGUGGCCUAUCCGAUUUUGCAUCUGGAUCUGGCAUUUGACUGGUGCAUCAUCUCGUUGAUCAACUCAUACUUCGGCUUCUUUUUUUUGUUCUUUUUUUUUUUUGCAUUAGAGCACCACUACCUUUCUCUCAUAUCAGCUGCGGGGUGGGUCCCCGCACGUUUCAGAGGUCGGAACAAAACGGUGGCCGCUGAUGCAAUUUAUCAACGGCAGCCGCCGUUCCACCCAGUCCCCGAAAUAUGCAGUAUAUAGACUAUAUUUAGUAUAUUCACAGUUUUCUCAACGCUGGGAAAGGUAGUGGUUUUAAAGAUGAUGGGCUUUUUGGUCUUGGCUCCCGUCUCUUGGCUUCAUGUCUGUUCUGGAGAGCGUCAGUCUUCUUCCUAUGAUUCCCCCAGCAUGUCGUAACAGACGUAAUUGACAUUACAUCACACACACACCCAGUCAAACGCUUCCUUCCGUAUUCCUGAUCUCCAGACGAGGUCUUCAGGUUCGUAUUCGUCCUGGGGAAAGAAGUGAGUGUUCAUCGGAUUCUUGCUUUUCUUCUUCUUUUUUCGCCAUGCUCCUGAGUCCUGAGCAUGUCGUAGGAACAGACCCGUGUAGCUGUUGCGUGCUUUUUCCAUAGCUGUUAGGUCUGUACUCGAUAGCCUAUAGGUGCGCGAACGUCCUGGGAAAAGAAGUGAGUGUUCAUCGGAUUCUUGCUUUUCUUCUUCUUUUUUCCCCAUGCUCCUGAGUCCUGAGCAUGUCGUAGGAACAGACCCGUGUAGCUGUUGCGUGCUUUUUCCAUAGCUGUUAGGUCUAUACUCGAUAGCCUAUAGGUGCGCGAACUAGUGUCUGCUGAAGUCAAUAAGAAAUUCAAGAGGGCAAUGAAUGUGUGUGUGCCCAACUGCCCAUCGCCUUUGUUUUUGCCCAUCGCAAGUGGCACAGGCAUAAUGGCAUUACAGCCUUUUCCAACUGGGGGAAGCUUGCUGCGCUUUUUCAACUUGUUCUGUCGCCGCGUUAGCUUGUCGGUGUGCUUUGUCCUUCUUUUUUCCCCCAUGCUCCUGAGCAUGUUGUAGGAACAGACCAGUGUAGCCCUGUUGCGCGCUUUUUCCAUAGCUGUUAGGUCUAUACCCGAUAGGCGACAGGUGUGAAUUGGUCUCUGCUGAAGUCGACAAGGAAUUCAAGAUGGCAAUGAAUGUGUGUGUCGCCAACUGCCCGUCACGAGUGACGCAGGCAUAAUCGUGUGUCCCAAACUCUUUCGGCUUGUUCUGCCGGGGCUUUAGCUUGUCCUUGUGCUUUUCUUCUUUGUUCCCUUUUACUUUUGCUCUCAACGAAUGGCUGCGCUCGUUUAUCCGCGAUGUUGACAAUGUGUGGCUAGUUUUGAGUACUCGUCUCUCGUGUCUUAGGUAGUUCUCUUUGUCUUGCUUCUUUUCUUUGUCUUGCUUCUUUUGUCUCUUGUAAGUGCGGCAAUUUUUUUUUUGCAUGGUUGCGAUCCAGACGUUCCGGACCGCAGUGAACAGCCAAGCUU
Molecule: messenger RNA, 3444 nt
Organism: Chara braunii
Lineage: Eukaryota; Viridiplantae; Streptophyta; Charophyceae; Charales; Characeae
Source: the annotation of a GenBank genome assembly